UCUCAAUAUCUCUCACCCAUUCCCACCAUAUUCUGGUAUAUUUCUCUCUUUCUUUCUUUCUUUGUUUUUUGUUGGUAAGGUAGGUCGCCCAAACACAGAAAGUAACCGAAUGUGGCCUAGUCACGCAUUUGAGUCUCAAAAAUAGCAAUUUGCAUAGGACUCUCCUACGAUCACAUCCUUCCAUGAUUCCAUUUCCUUCUGGAUAAAUAAAAAUCCCUUUCUAAUUCUGUCACGCAAUUCCAUCCCCAUAAGUUUUUCAUCUUCAACAAAAAGUCUUCUCUCUUUUUCUUCGCAACCCCCAAAGUCUCUAUCUUUCUAUAUCGCUCGCUCCGUCUCUCUCGGCGCAAUCCAACCACUCUGGUCUAUGGUGGUUGGCUUUCAGAUGACGAUCCAUUGCAAAUUAGUAUCUGGGUGGGAUUCUGAAACGUCAUUCUCACACUGAUCUGGGUAAGAGAAAAAAAAAAAAUCAUAAACAGAGAGGGAGGGAGAGAGAGAGACAGCGAGUGAGUGUGCAUUAAAAAGAAGACAAUGGAGGUUGAGAGGAUUAGGCAGCUUUUACUUCUUUGGUGUAGAAAAUCCUUCGUGGCCCUCACGGGUGGUAAUCACACAGCCGCUAGGUUCUGUGCCCGCUAAAUCGCAAAAUGUUCUUAGUUGUUUUACCUUCGAUUCCUUCUUGAAUACAUUGCAAAAUUUGCAAUCUUCAGACUUUUUUCGCAUCUGGGUACCCGCCAAAUCGGCUCUUCGAACUUUUCUUCUUGACCUGCAGAUCGGAUCUCGCGUUUUCACAGAGCUUUUAUCGGAUUUUUUUUUUACGAAAGUGUUGAAAAGGAAACAGAGAAAUGGAAUUGGCUGGUGGAUAUACAGCCAAGGACCAGAGCAAGGUGAAGCACCUUCAUGGAGGAAGGAUAGGAUUGGAUUCCGAGACUCAUUUGGUGAUCAAGCUUCCUGAUUCCAAGGUAUUGCGCAUUAUUUCAAGGUCUGUUUUUUUGGGUUUGGUUAUUCUCACACUGCCCUGCAUUGGGUCCCUUUUGAGGGGAGUAAGUGUUUCUGAAUUAAAAUAUGAUACUCAAUCUGAAAAUUUCAAUUUUGAGCAAUUGGGUGAGCUUUUCCAUGAUUUAGCUGGUGAAGGCCUUCGCAGAAAAAGUGACAAAGCUCUCAUUGUGAGCCCGGUCAAUGUUGAUCGCAUUUUGAAGAUUGGUGGCAUUGUGGCUGUUCCAUUAAGCAAUGACCCUUCAAAUGCUUUUAAACCGAAACCCAAUUACAAGAUCGUGUAUCUUCGUCGAUAUGCUUCCACCUUUGUGGCAAUGAGGAAAACCAGCCCGUCUUAUGAUUUGGCGGUGAAGUCUAGGCGGCUUUGCCAAUUCGAAACUAAGGCCAAGAAGACAGUGGUUAAGGGUCUAGAAGAUGUGGUGCUUGAGCCACCGAGACGUGUGUUGGCUAAAUCAAAUGAGUACUUGAAGAAGAUCAAGUUCCUUCCUAACUUGAUGGGUGAUUCUCUUCAAGGUUAUGACCGCCGAGUGUUUGUUAAUGUGGACUUAAAUGAGGACAACAGCGGCGUGACUGAAUGGUUUCAGCAAAACUUUCCAAAAAUGGAUAAAUAAUUUGAAGUUUACAACCUCGUAGUAGAGCCUGAAGAAGCUUCAAGCACAGUGGUGGCACUGCCACGAAAUGAUUUAUCGGAUUGGCUAAAGGAAAAUGUGAGGGAAGAGGACUAUGUUGUGAUGAAAGCAGAAGCAGAAAUGGUUGUGGAAAUGAUAAAGAAGAAGACAAUCUGCUUGGUAGAUGAAUUGUUUUUGGAGUGCAAUAAUGGAUGGUGGCAGAAAAAUGGAAAGACGUAUGGGAGCAAAAGGGCUUGCUUAUUGGGAAUGCAUUGCUUUGUAUGGAAGGGUGAGGGAUCUAGGAGUUGCUGUACACCAGUGGUUUCUUUGAGAAAGAUAAAUUGAUAUCAGUAUAAAAAGUUUGCUGCUUUCUUCUGUCUGUGAAUAUUAUAAGAGAGUGAUAUUUGGGUUGGUUUUUUGACUUGUGGUAGAUGAAGUAGUUUGUUUAUGUUUUUUGUUGGUCUUGUAUGAAGCUUUUGUUUCUUUAGGUGUUAGUUGAAAGGGAGAAAGACUUUGAUUGUCCUUUUGACAAGUGGUGUUGUCUCUAUUUAUUUGAAUAAUAAUAAUAAUGCGUAUUUGAAU
Molecule: messenger RNA, 2180 nt
Organism: Prunus dulcis (almond)
Lineage: Eukaryota; Viridiplantae; Streptophyta; Magnoliopsida; Rosales; Rosaceae
Exons: 2
Coding region: 840-1601 (253 amino acids)
Source: RefSeq, a predicted model, not a curated record